GCUAUAGGACCUGUGAUGAUGUCACCAUCAUGUGACCAGUACAGGAGGGGCGGAGCUCAUUCUGAGUACUGUAUAUGAGCUAUUUUCCUCACUGACCCCCUAAGGAUGGAGAAGGACAGAGACCCGAUGGCUGAGAUAAUCUUACACCUCACCCUAGAGAUCAUCUACCUGCUGACCGGAGAGGAUUACACGGUAGUGAAGAUGGUGACUGAAGAGGGUGAAGGCCGGAGCAGGGAGAAGGUUCCUAUAUCAAGGCCUCCACCGCACUCACUAAUACAUAAGGGAAACAGUCAUCAGGAGAUCCUGGAGCUCAUCAACAAGAUGAUGGAGCUGCUGACUAGAGAGGUUCCUAUAAGGUGUCAGGAUGUGGCGGUCUAUUUCUCCAUGGAGGAGUGGGAGUAUGUAGAAGGACACAAGGAUCUCUACCAGGACAUAAUCAUGAUGGAGGAUCACCGGCCCCUCACAUCACAAGAUGGAUUUAUUGAUAGAAAUCCACCCGAGAGGUGUCCCCGUCCUCUGCAUUCCCAGGACUGUGCAGAGGGAAAUGUCCCAGAGAAUCAUCAGGGUGAAGAUCUGAUGGAUAUUAAGGUUGAGGUUAUAGAUGAAGAAGAGGAGGAGACGGGUGUCAUGGCCGAUCAUCAGUGUAAGGAGGAGGAGACGGGUGUGAUGGCCGAUCAUCAGUAUGGAUAUAGAGGAGCUGAUGUAUUCAUUCCCUGUGUGUUCCCUACAGAUGGAGUCAUGGAUAGAAAUCCACCCGAGAGGUGUCCCCGCCCUCUGUAUUCUCAGGACUGUCUAGAGGGAAAUGUCCCAGAGAAGCAUCAGGGGGGAGAUCUGACUUAUAAUAAAGUGGAGGAUGAAGAAGAGAGGAUGAGGGGCCAUCACCCAUGUAUGAGGGAAGUGAAGGAGGAAAUUCCAGGAGGUGUUACCCCAGAAAAUCCCAGUAAAAACGCCAUGGAAAUCAUCAUGUUCUAUUAUAAAGGAGAAGAUGGAGAGAUCAUGGAGCGCUCCUCAGGAGAAGAUGGAGAGAUCAUGGAGCGCUCCUCAGGGGAAGAUGGAGAGAUCAUGGAGCGCUACUCUGGAGAAGACCUCCUUACUCCUAAUGUCCAUCCAGAUCUAUCAUAUAAUAAUCCCCCUGAUCACGGGGAACCUUCUCACCAACCACACAUUCUCACCACAAGGACAGGCCAGAAAGGUGAGAAAAGGUAUCAAUGUGGUGAGUGUGAAAGAGGGUUUGCAAAAACAUCAGAACUCUUUACACACAGAAAAAGUCACACAGGAGAGAAUCCAUUCUCCUGUUCAGAAUGUGGAAAAUGUUUUACUACUAAAGGAAAACUCAAGGAUCAUCAGAGAAGUCACAAGGGGGAAAAAUCAUUUUUAUGUUCAGAAUGUGGGAAAUGUUUUAUGCUAAAAUCAGAUCUUGUCAAACAUCAGAGAAUUCACACAGGUGAGAAACCAUAUUCAUGUUCUGAAUGUGGGAAAUGCUUUACAGAUAGAUCAAAUCUUCUUACACAUGAGCGAAUUCACACAGGAGAGAAACCAUUUUCAUGCUCACUAUGUGGGAAAUGUUUUACCGAAAAGUCAAGUCUUGUAACACAUGAGAGAAUUCACACAGGGGAGAAGCCAUAUUCAUGUUCACGGUGUGAGAAAUGUUUCAUAAAUAAAUCAAGUCUUAUUACACAUGAGAGAAUUCACACAGGGGAGAGGCCAUAUGCAUGUUCAGAAUGCGAAAAAUGUUUUUCAGAAAAAUCUACUCUUGUUACACAUGAGAGAAUUCACACAGGAGAGAAGCCAUAUUCAUGUUCACAAUGUGGCAAAGGUUUUAUAAGUAAAUCAAAUCUUAUUACACAUGAAAGAAUUCACACAGGAGAGAAGCCAUAUUCAUGUUCAGAAUGUGGAAAAUGCUUUAUAAAUAAAUCAAGUCUUGUUACACAUCAGAGAAGUCAUACUGGGGAGAAGCCAUAUGCAUGUUCAGAAUGUGGUAAAUGUUUUACAGAUAAAUCAAAUCUUGUUACACAUGAGAGAAUACACACAGGACAGAAGCCAUAUUCAUGUUCAGAAUGUGGGAAAUGUUUUACUAAUAAAUCAAAUCUUGUUAAGCAUAAGAGAAGUCACACAGGAGAGAAGCCAUUUUCAUGUCCUGAAUGUGGAAAAUGCUUUAUUACUAAAGCCAGGCUUGGGGAUCAUCAGAGAAGUCACACAGGGGAAAAGCUGUUUUAAUGUUUUGU
Messenger RNA from Hyla sarda, 2225 nucleotides. Its product is annotated as gastrula zinc finger protein XlCGF26.1-like. The transcript has 9 exons. Gene Ontology annotation, biological process: regulation of DNA-templated transcription. Lineage: Eukaryota; Metazoa; Chordata; Amphibia; Anura; Hylidae. The record is from RefSeq and is a predicted model, not a curated record. The coding region runs from base 106 to 2217 and encodes 703 amino acids.